GCUGCGGCUGCGGGCGGCGACGGCUGCACCAUGGGCCGGCUGCUGCGGGCCGCCCGGCUGCCGCCGCUGCUGCUGCCGCCGCUGCUGCUGCUGCUCCUGGCCGCGGGAGUGUCCCUGGGUUCCCGUGCAGCCGGAACCGAUGAGCCUGGCCCCGAGGGCCUCACGUCCACCUCUCUGCUGGACCUGCUGCUGCCCACCGGCCUGGAGCCGCUGGACGGGGAGGAGCCCAGUGAGUCCAUGGGCCUGGGGGCCGCCGGCUCGGGCUUCCCCAGCGACGAGAGCGAGGAGUCGCGGAUCCUGCAGCCGCCUCAGUACUUCUGGGAGGAGGAGGAGCUCAACGCCUCCAGCCUCGACCUGGGGCCCACCGCAGACUACAUCUUCCCGGACUUAACGGAGAAGUCGGGUCCCCUGGAGGACACCGACCAGCCCCAGGACCUUCUGGGCCUCCCCUCGUCCUUGCCCAAGAUGAACCUGGUGGAGCCUCCCUGGCACAUGCCCCUGGAGGAGGAGGAGGAGGAGGAGGAGGAGGAAGAGGAGGAGGAGGAGGAGGAGCUGCUUCCUGUGACCGGACCCCAGGCGGAGGCCACCACACAGGCACCAGACUCUCCCCCCAGGGGCAGCAGCAGCCAGGCUCCGGGGGCCACCAGACCCCGGCAGGAGGACUCUGGGGACCAGGCGUCCUCGGGCGUGGACGUGGAGAGCAGUGCGGAGCCCAGCCUGUCGCCGCCCUCUGUCACCCCAAGCACGGUGACCCUGGGGGACCAGGACUUGCCCAGCCAGGAGGACACGGCCACCAUGCUGCCAGCAGCAGGACUCGGGGUAGAGUUCAAGGUCCCUCAAGGAGCCCGUGAAGAGGCCACAGUGGGGGCCCCCGACUUGGCUGGCCGGCCAGGGGACCUGCCGCCCCUGGCUCCGUCCCCUGCAACCAGAGCCCCAGGCAAGGGUCACCUCGACCCUAGGACCUCAGCCUCUUUCCCACCAGCCCCCCGAGACACGGAGCCGACCCCUUCCCCUGCCACCCUGGGGCCAGACACACUCAGCCAGCAGCCGCAGGAGGGCCCGGUGGCCGGAGCGCCCUCCAGGACCCCCUGGGACUCCACACAGGUCAUCUGCAAGGACUGGAGCAACUUGGCCGGGAAGAACUACAUCAUCCUGAACAUGACCGAGAACGUGGACUGUGAGGUGUUCCGGCGCCACCGAGGGCUCCAGCUGGUGGCCCUGGUGGAGGAGGUGCUGCCCCGGCACCGCAGCGGCCGUCGUGGGGACUGGCACAUCUCCCUGAGCAAGCCCAGCGAGGAGCAGCACCUCCUCAUGGCGCUGGAGGGCGAGCAGGGGGUGGUGCCCACUCAAGAUGUCCUCUCCAUGCUGGGUGACAUCCGUAGGAGCCUGGAGGAGAUUGGCAUUCAGAACUACUCCACGACAAGUAGCUGCCAGGCGCGGGCCACCCAGGUGCGCAGUGACUACGGGACGCUCUUUGUGGUGCUGGUGAUCAUCGGGGUCAUCUGCUUCGUCAUCAUCGUGCUCGGCCUGCUCUACAAUUGCUGGCAGCGCCGGCUGCCCAAGCUCAAGCACGUGUCGCACGGCGAGGAGCUGCGCUUCGUAGAGAACGGCUGCCACGACAACCCCACGCUGGACGUGGCCAGCGACAGCCAGUCGGAGAUGCAGGAGAAGCAGCCGAGCCUGAACGGCGGCGGGGCCAUCAACGGCCCGGGGAGCUGGAGCGCGCUCAUGGGGGGCAAGCGGGACCCCGAGGACUCGGACGUGUUCGAGGAGGACACGCACCUGUGAGCGCGGGCCUGCGAGCCGGGCCGGGGGCCGCGCCGGGAUCGAGCAGCGCGGCCCCGAAGCAGACCGCCGCGGAGCCCGCACGCGCCCGCGCCCCCUCCCCGGACCGCGACCCGCGGCCAGGCCCUCGACGCGGGGCUGCUCCCCGCUUCCCCCGACUCCACACCGCGACCUCGGCACAGCGCCCCCUCUCCCGGCCCCGCGAACCCCGGCCCGCGGGCGGCGGGCGGCGCUCUGAGCGCUCCGCCCGGGACUUCAUUAAACCCGCCCGGGGACUGCCGGGCCGCCAGUC
This is a messenger RNA of Marmota monax (woodchuck), 2077 nucleotides long. It is a transcript of the gene Podxl2, whose product is annotated as podocalyxin like 2. NCBI's taxonomy places the organism in Eukaryota, Metazoa, Chordata, Mammalia, Rodentia, Sciuridae. The coding region runs from base 31 to 1788 and encodes 585 amino acids. The record is from RefSeq and is a predicted model, not a curated record. The transcript is spliced from 8 exons.